This is a messenger RNA of Pichia kudriavzevii, 2964 nucleotides long. RefSeq lists its product as uncharacterized. Lineage: Eukaryota; Fungi; Ascomycota; Pichiomycetes; Pichiales; Pichiaceae. Bases 1 to 2964 code for a protein of 987 amino acids. Gene Ontology annotation, biological process: protein catabolic process; protein processing; protein targeting to peroxisome. Gene Ontology annotation, cellular component: peroxisomal matrix. The transcript has a single exon. Gene Ontology annotation, molecular function: serine-type endopeptidase activity; ATP hydrolysis activity; ATP-dependent peptidase activity. The record is from RefSeq and is a predicted model, not a curated record.
AUGCAGAAACAAACAACAAUGAGUGUAUGUUUACCAACUUUGGUUUUGAAAGAAAACAUUAUCCAACUUCCAAAUGUUACUUUCAAAAUUGGAUUGACCCCACAAGAUGCACUGGUGAUAUUGCAAAUGUAUCUUGAAGCUCCACAUUGUAUUUCACCUCGAAUGAAAUCAUUGAUAGAUCUUUUGAAAGAAAAAGUGGAAUGUGUUGCCAAACAUGAAGAUUUAACGGCUAAACUAUCACCAGUUGCUAUGGAUAGUCUUGUGGCUAUAAACAAACUGCUAGCUGCUGAUGAGAAGGAACACCCAAUUCUAGCUACUCUAUUUUUCAAUGAUUCCGAAGUUUCCAAGGCCGGUGUGCUUAGCAAAAUAUGUGGAAUUCACCUGACCCCUGAAUUGUGUAUUUUAGAUUUAAAAGGUGAAUUGGUUGGGUUUAGAAAUAGUAAAGUAACUGUAACUUCACCAGGCAAGUACCAGUUUGUCGGAGAAAUAUAUUUUGAAAUAACUCCCAUAAAUAAGGCGGAAUUUGAUGAGACUUUGAUACACACAUGGGCAGGAAUAGUGGAAGAUAUACGUGCAAAUAUAAAGAUUGUUCUUGAGUUUUUGAAGUCAUUUGAAACUUGGAAAGAUGAUGAUUUGGGAAAUCUAUUGAAGCGACUGGAUCCACUAGGAGAAUUGAUGUUUCUGCAAUUUUCUGAGCCUACCACGAUGUCAAAUCUAGUAAAACUUGAAGGGCUUACAGAAAAUUCAAGUGUAGUAGAGUAUGACUCUAUACUAAAAAUAUGUGAUGCAUAUAUGUCAACUUUCCCAUUUUCGUACAAACAAGAGUUGCAAUACUUGAGUUGCGAAAAUCUGGUGGCUAAACUAAACACAGUUUCAAAAUGUGUCAAAUUUAUGAACAUGAUAUUUACUAAAUUCUUGAAUAUUGAUCAUGUUUAUGAUUCUUGGAAUAGAUUGGGGAGACUGAAAAAUGGUAAAGUAUUACAGUCACGGUUUAUUGUUGACCAUUUGAGAUCUUUUAAAAAGUUUUUGGAAGCAGCAACUAAACCUCAACAUUCAAAUCGAUCGUUAACCAGAACAAAGUGUAGUAAAAACAAUAAUGACAGCUCCCCUGACAACUUCAAUAUUAACAAUGAUGAUGAUAACGACUUGAAAUGUAUUGAGGAUUUUAUAGUAAAUAUUGAUAAAUUUCACAUCUCAGAGGAUGGAAAAACUUCGUUGACAAAAGAUUACAACAGAUUAAGGAAAAUGCAGAGCCAAAGUUCUGAAUAUCAACAGCUUCGUAACUACUUUGAUAUUAUUAUGGAAAUUCCAUUUUGGACAGUGGGGGAGAAAAGACAAGCUAACAUCGAUAUUAACAAUGCCAGAAAAAUUUUAGACCGUGAUCAUUAUGGUAUGGAGUCUGUAAAGGAAAGAAUUAUUCAACACUUAGCUGUUUUAAAACUCACUGAAAAUACUCCAGCGGAUGCAAAAUCACCUAUUUUGCUCCUUAAUGGCCCUCCAGGGGUAGGUAAAACCUCCCUUGCGAAAUCAAUUGCUCAAUGCUUGAAUUUAGAGUUUCAAAGAAUUUCUUUAGGGGGUGUUAACGAUUUUGCAGAUAUAAAAGGUCAUAGAAGAACUUAUGUAGGGGCUAUCCCCGGACUCGUUAUUCAGGCAAUAAAACGCUCGAAGUCCAUGAAUCUUGUUAUUUUACUGGAUGAAAUUGACAAGGUGGGUGUGGUGAAUAGCAAAGGUAAUCCUGCAGCGGCACUUUUAGAAUUGUUAGAUCCUGAACAAAAUUCUUCCUUCACCGACCAUUAUGUUGGAUUUCCGAUCGACUUGUCUAGAGUAGUGUUUAUUGCAACCAGCAACAACAAAUGGGAGAUCAGUGAACCGUUACUAGAUAGGUUAGAGACAGUCGAACUUGGUGGUUAUAAAAGCAACGAAAAAAUAGCAAUUGCUCAACAGUUUCUUUUACCCAGACAAAUGAAAAGAAAUGGGGUGCCAAGGGAACAAAUAAGGAUAUGUGAUGUGAUUCUAGAGCUGAUUGUCAAUGGCUAUACUCAUGAACCUGGUAUUAGAAAUCUUGAACGACUGAUUGGCCAGAUUUGUCGUGCAAAAGCCAUCGAGAGUGUCGCUUCAGAGGGAAGUUACACGUCAGAAAUAUCAAAGAAUGAUGUUAUCAGGUAUCUUGGUGUUCCGGUAAAGUUUUCAAUAUCCGAAGAGUUUAGUUCAGACGAUUCAAGUAUUCAAGAAAAAUAUGGGUUAGUUAAUGGGUUAUCGUAUAAUUCGGAUGGCUCUGGGUCAUUACUUAAGUUUGAGAUGAUUGGCAUUCCUGGAGAAAAAAGAAUCUUUUCAACAGGUAGGUUAGGUAAUGUAUUGCUUGAAAGUUGUGCAAUAGCAGAGACAUUAGUUGAGCAUUUGUUUUAUACACAUACCUUUGUAGGAUAUGAUCAAAAGGAGUUGGUUAGGAGGUUAAAAGAAACAUCAGUUCAUAUGCAUGUUCCAGAGGGAGCUAUUCAGAAGGAUGGCCCCUCAGCUGGUUUAACUAUGACACUAUGUUAUCUUUCGUUAAUUUUACGUCGUCCAGUCCCUUCGAACAUUGCUUUAACAGGAGAAAUCACCUUAACAGCAAAGGCUUUACCUAUUGGUGGAUUGAAAGAAAAACUAUUAGGAGCCAGCUUAACACGGAGUAUAACAAAGGUGUUAGUUCCACGACUCAAUCGUCAGGACCUAAUAGAAAUUUAUGCCGAUUCAAUUGAUGGUCAUGCCAAAUCUAAGGAAGUGUUGACUAAAUUGGUCCUAGAUGAGGAAGAUUGUUUGCUAAACAAAUCCAGAAGAUAUUCCUUCUCCGAUGUGGUGGAAAGCUGGAUCGAAAAAGAAUAUGGAAUUAUAGUUAAGUAUGUUGACGAUUUCAUGGGUGUCAUUAGUGAAACGUGGAAUGGCGACGUUAAACUUGUACGUACGGUAUUCAAGGCCAAUUUGUAA